AUGAUCUCUUCCUCUUUAGCCCUCUUUAAACCUCUUUCCCACUUUCUUCUUCUUCUUCCAUUUAUUUUCGCUUCAGUAGCUUCUCAAUGCAACAACCCACCAAUCAUCUUCAACUUUGGAGACUCCAACUCUGACACUGGUGGACUGGCUGCUGGACUUGGCUUCCCUGUCAAUCUUCCCAAUGGCCGCACAUUCUUUCAUAGAUCAACUGGUAGAUUGUCUGAUGGAAGGCUCCUGAUUGACUUCCUUUGCCAAAGUUUGAAUGCUAGCUUUCUAAGCCCAUACCUAGACUCAUUGGGAGGGUCCCGGUUCACAAAUGGUGCAAACUUUGCUGUUGUAGGGUCUUCUACUCUCCCUAAAUAUGUUCCUUUUUCAUUGAACAUUCAACUAAUGCAGUUCCUUCAUUUCAAAGCUCGCACUCUUGAACUUGCCACUGCUGGUUUUGGAAAUUUCAUCAACGAAGAAGGGCUUCGAAAAGCACUUUACAUUAUUGACAUUGGUCAAAAUGACAUAGCCGAUUCCUUCUCCAAAAACAUGUCCUAUGCACAAGUAACCAAAAGGAUUCCCACUGUUAUUUUAGAGAUUGAGAAUGCUGUAAAGGUUUUAUACAAUCAAGGAGGCAGAAAAUUUUGGAUACAUAACACCGGGCCACUAGGCUGUCUCCCCCAGAAACUUGCAUCAGUUCAGAAGAAGGAUUUGGAUCCAAUUGGAUGCAUUUCAAGUUACAACAGUGCAGCAAGAUUGUUCAAUGAAGGACUGCGUCGUUUAUGUCAAAGGAUGAGGUCUCAAUUGACAGAAGCAACUAUAGUCUAUGUAGAUAUCUAUUCCAUUAAGUAUGAUCUCAUCGCCAACUCCUCCAAAUAUGGGUUUUCAAGUCCAUUAGUGGCAUGUUGCGGUUUCGGAGGACCUCCAUACAACUAUGACAUAAGGGUAACAUGUGGUCAGCCUGGCUAUCAGGUCUGCGAUGAAGGAUCGCAGUAUGCAAAUUGGGAUGGGAUCCAUUACACUGAAGCAGCUAAUUCAAUUAUAGCCUCCAAAGUGCUGUCAAUGGCUUACUCUUCACCGCGUACUCCAUUCGAUUUCUUUUGCCGCAGUUGA
Messenger RNA from Dovyalis caffra, 1098 nucleotides. The record is from the annotation of a GenBank genome assembly. Lineage: Eukaryota; Viridiplantae; Streptophyta; Magnoliopsida; Malpighiales; Salicaceae.